Sycon ciliatum is the source of this 1546-nucleotide messenger RNA. RefSeq lists its product as uncharacterized. The coding region runs from base 52 to 1113 and encodes 353 amino acids. The transcript has a single exon. The record is from RefSeq and is a predicted model, not a curated record. Lineage: Eukaryota; Metazoa; Porifera; Calcarea; Leucosolenida; Sycettidae.
UUUUUGAAGAUCUAGAAUAUCUUGUGAGAGGAAAUACCUGAGACUCAGAGGAUGGAUUCAGAACUGGCGGAGUUGUAUGACGAACAUUCCAGCUUGCAGUACCACUAUGGCCGACAGUUGUAUCACAACCAUAUCUCCGUCGUGUCGGGACAGAGUAUUCUUGAUCUCGGCUGUGGCACAGGACGACUGGCAAGAGAGUUAGCAUCCCGAGUGGGUGAAGAUGGUAGUGUUAUUGCCAUAGAUCCGAACUGUGAACGAAUCCGUGUGGCAGAGCUAGAACUGCAGUGCGCCCCGGUUAAGUACAGGAACCUUCACUUCAUCACGGGAGUUGUUACCGAUGCAGCGAAGUACGGUCCUUUCGAUUGGAUUUUUGCCAAUUUCGUCCUGCAUUGGGUACCAGAGCAGGAUCUCUGCGAAACAAUGGCCAGUAUUCAUGAAUGCUUGAAGCCCGGAGGUUCACUGUGUACCAACAUAUCGUUGACGACGGGUCAGUACGCGUCAGGAAUUUCAAUGAUCGUCUAUGGAAAGAGAGAAGAAGAAGUGAUGGGUGUGAACUUGCGCUCCCUGGCUUACUGGAAAAAUCAAUGCUUAGAAGCCGGGUUGGAUGUUGCUCACAGUCUUCAAGAUGACAGAGCGCGAAAUGUAUUCACCAGUACAAGGGAGUAUUUCGACUUCCUCAGAGCCUACACAGAAGGCGCACUGGAUGUGGAUGAUCUCACGACCAGUCAACUUCAGACAUAUAUGUCUGAGCAUGACAUUUCUAGCUUGGAUGAUCAGCUGGUGUUGAAGAGCAGCAUGCUCAGUAUUGUAGCAAAGAGAAAACAAGAUGGAACACGUCGCUCUAGACGUGUGAAGAAAUCCUACAAUCACCUCAAGAUCUUUCAUCCGGAGCUCACGAGUGAAGUAUUGAAAGGUCAACGGCGUAAGAUGCAGAGAUUCAACACCAUAGACAUGCCCAAUGACCAGGUCGAAAAGGUCAUAGUGGAAGGUGAGGUACAAAUGGAAACUGAUACAGAGGCACUGCAGCAUACUGCGACACACAAGAUGGCCGCCAUCAACCGACGACUUCACAGAUCUCUCACCUUAGCCAUCCCUGAACAGGCUGAAGAAUAGAGAGUGCGGGGCCGUUUACGACAUGCACAGCCACUUGCGCAACUACGUGCACAACCACAUUCACAACCACGUGUUGAAUGUAGAAGGAAACUGAGUUCGCACUUAGCACAGCUCCAUCAACAGUAUAAUAAUAUAUUCAAUUUGAAAAUCUAGAUACAAUGUAUAAGAUUCCAAGCCUCUAACAGGUACUUCUCUGACUUUGUCUCUCUGUCUCUCUCGCUCUCUCUCUCUCUCUCUCUCUCUCUCUCUCUCUCGCGCUCUCUCUUUCUCUCUCUCUCUCUCUCUCCAAGAGGUGUCUGGAUUAGCUCGACUUGGAAGGUGAUAUGCUGCAUACACAUUGUCAAUGCAUUGCCAACUUACACACGCAAUCAUCUACUUCGAGAACUGAAAUAAUAAGUGGAAUUCUAAGAAAGUCUUAGUGCUCCAAACUCAG